AUGCCACCAAGACGUGGAAGAACACCAAACAACAACCCAGAAUUUCUUUGGGUUAAUCGAACGCCAGACUCUGAUCACCUAUCGGCCAGUCGACAGGAGCGUGACGAGUUGAGGACGAUCACCAGCCAUGCUAGAACGUGGCGCGCAGCUCUGAGGCGGCAGCAAAGGCUGGUGGCCGCUCAGACAGGUGCCAGUCAUGCUCAGCGCAUUGUUGGGUGGAAUAGGCAGGAGAACAGCAGCGUCGCAAGGUCGGAUCAAAGUUCGAGUGAAACAUCGGCGGCACCUUCUCCAGCAGCACUUGUGCCCUUUGCAGCCGACGAGGUCGCUCCUUUUGCAUACCUAGAAGGCCCCUCGGAUGCCUGGUGGUCACAGAACGCAUUCCAGUAUGCUACACAGUCAUGGCUACCAUCGAUAUUUCAAAACCUGGAUGUUUUUGAUCCUGACGGCUUAAUGUCUGAUGGUGUCGUGAGAGAUACCAUAAAUGCCAUUGUCCAAGGCUGUCUGCUCAACAGGAUGCAUAUGUUCUCCCUGCUGUCAGCAAGUACAUGUUAUCUGAAAUUCAUCCUCAAGGCACAACUUGACAAAGUCGACACCCCGGAAUAUUGCAUGGGAAAGGCUUUACAGUACCUCCGACACUACUUCGCGAGUGAUCCAAGAGCGAUCGUCAACGAGCUGGUCAUCUUUGACCUUAUGGCAAUAUCGACAUUUGAGAGAUACGUAGGAAAUUUCGAAGGAGCGAGGACGCAUUUCAGCAUGGUGCAGCAUUUGAUUGAGUCCCACGGUGGUCUUGACAGUCUGAAUAUAUCAUUACGUCUCGUCUGUCACGAGUGGGACCUACUUGCGGCUGCUGCAACUGCGGAGCGGCCGCUGAUACCAAUGACCUGGUAUUCUGAUGCUUCAUCACCGACACACGCAGAGGAGGUCCACCUUGAGCUUUUGACGAUCGGUGUGAGUCCCAGUGGUGCUUCUCUGAAUGGGUAUGCAAGUUCAACACCAUCCAUACUCUCAAACAUCCUCACCAGCAUCGUCGAAUGGUUCCAAGAGCAACAGCUACUCCGAAUCCUGCCUUCAGACCAAACAACCCAACUGCGCGUUGUAGCUACAAGGAGAUCCUAUGCCUUAGUCCACAAACUCCUGUCCACACCAGCCAUAGCAGUGACAUUUCCGGACCAAUUCAGCUCGAUAACCGACUCUUUGGAUGAUGAAAUGCUCGAAUGCAUCAAACAAGCAUGUCUGAUCACCAUCUCCGCCAGCGAAGAGGCACGAUCCGUGCGUGCGGCACCGGACCACCUUCGCCCAGUCCAACACGAUGACGGCCAGACCUUUGCAUUCUUCAACAUGCCCGUCCUGCGGCACGCCUUGACCGAAGUCCUCCAACGACUGAUGGGGCCUAACACUCAUGCUGGACAUCACGAUCACGGCCUGAUUCUGUGGAUCGCCUGCAUCGCAGCCCAGAAGUGCACUCAACAAGCACAGGGGCAGCAGCAGCAGCAGCAGUUCGAGGAAGCAGACCGGGACUGGUUCCUCGGCCUGGCGCGGCAGUUCGCCGCUCGCAUGCAGGUCGCUACGCUAUCUGGCCUCGCGGACGUCCUGUCUCGAUACAUCUACAUUCUCAACCCAGAUGCAUCGCCGAACACCGCGGGACUUGAGACAGUGCUCGGCUAG
Exophiala bonariae is the source of this 1665-nucleotide messenger RNA. RefSeq lists its product as uncharacterized. The record is from RefSeq and is a predicted model, not a curated record. The transcript has a single exon. Lineage: Eukaryota; Fungi; Ascomycota; Eurotiomycetes; Chaetothyriales; Herpotrichiellaceae. Bases 1 to 1665 code for a protein of 554 amino acids.